UUCAUUGUUCUGCGAGUGAAACGCGCGACGUUUUGUGAGCUUUUUUUUCCUACAUUUGGUUUUGUGUGAAAAGUGUUACGGCGCAACUGUAAGCCCUCUGCACAAUUUUACCCCUUUUAACGGCUUUGUGCGAAGAAAGAAUUUUUUGGGAGUGUAAAUAGGGAUUUCCUUCUUAAAAAAGGAUUCAAGGGAGGGCGAGAAGAAUUUUUUUUUUUCAAGUGGAUGCUCCCAAUUUUUUAAAGAUUCAUUUAUAGAAAGUCUUGGGGAAAGUGAUUGACGCGCGCGGGAUUGAAUGAGAUCCAAACAAUCGAGUGAAAGACAUCCGAACACUCAGACAAAUCUGAGAGAUAAAAAUUGUGAGAAAUUUUCCCAAUAUUUAGCACGCCUCUAACGCAUUUCCGCAUUUUAUAAUUGUUUUUUUCCUUCGCAAAUUAACUCCGGUGUGUGGAUUUUUUUUUGGCAAAAUUAAUUUACAAAAGCUUCUUGGCUGGGAAGGGAUUUUUGCAAUAUUGUUUCGUGGGUGGCUUUCGCUUUUUUUAUUCAACACUGAAGGUUACAAAAUUAACAUUUUUUUGGGUAGAGGAAAAGCCCAUCCAAAGUUCAGCUGAAAGCGAAAAGAUAUUGAUGGAAACGGGUUUAUCGUGUGAGAUUUUUUUUACAAGAUAAAUUCUUGACAGUUUAUUUGGGCAAAAAUUGGCAUUUCAUUAAUUACAUCGCCUCUCUUAACCCUUUCGCGACUGACUGAUUAGUGAUAGGAAUGAUAGUAUUGAAGCUUUUUAUAUUUAUAAUGAGAUUUUUAAUUCUUUUAGUGCUUUUAGAAGGUUUUUCUCUGUGAAAAUGUUUAAUAUUACAUUUUGUUACAUGAAGGAGUUUAUUCAUUUUAAGGUUCUCUCAUGAGUUUUAUAACAAAAAAACAUUUAUAAAACAUUCAAGAUGAACCGAAAUGAUUUUUCAUUUGCAACUGAAAUCUUCUGGAAAAUCUUGAAGAAAACUUUCCUUGUAAUGCUCAAAUCACGCCUCCGUUGUAGCUUAAUUUGAAGUUUUGUGCAUGAAGCAUAUGCAUCAGUGUUUCCAAUUAUGUUAUAUUCCAACUCUAGAUCAAAAUAUUAAAAAUAUAAUAAUAUUGAUUUAUUAAUUAUUUCUAAAAAUCAGAAGUGAAGAAAAAUACUAUUCAAAGAAUUGUUUUAAAAGACAUUUAAAAAGAAUAAAAAAAACGGCUUGACGUUUCUUUGGAAACAUUUGACAUUCAAUGUAAUAUGUUAAUUUUUAACGUUAAUUGACAACUCUGUUAAUUUACAUUUCUUUCCUAACAUUGGACGUUUUUCUUUAAUGUUUUACAAUUACUUUCAUGCGUUUGAUGGUUGUUUUCUAACGUUUGACGGUUAUUUUCAUACAUUUCAUUUUUUUCCAACUUUGACGUUUCUCUUAACAUUUGCCAUUUGUUUUAAUGUUUGACGUUUUUAGACGUUUGACGAUUCUUUUCUUACGUUUGACAUUUGAUGUUUCAUGUCAAACUUGGACGGUUAUUUUUAACAUUUAACGUUAGUUUGAUCGUCUAUCGUCUGAUGUUUUACUUUUAUUUUAUUAGUUACCUUUGCUGCCUAUUUUCUAACUUUGACGUAUUUUUAACAUUUAUUGUUUCAUUUUAAAUUUGACGUUUACUUUGAACAUUUAACGUUAGUUUAAUCGUCUAACGUUUGAUUAUUAUUUUAUUAUGUUUUCUGCCUCUUUUCCAACUUGAUGUUCUUUCUUUUCUAACAUUAAAUAUUUGUUUUAAAGUCUGUUAAUAUUUCCUAACGUUCGACAAUUUUUUUUUGACCUUUCUUAAUUUAAAACAUCAAUUGAAGCAUAUGCUUCACGUAAAGCAAAUAAAUUAGAAUUUAAUAUAGGAAUAAUUUAAACAUUUUGGAAAUUAAUCGCAGCUGAAAACUAAUAUUUUAUAAGGCUCUUUUCUAUUGAUCUUGACUGUUUUUCAUGUUCUUGAAUUUCGAUCAUGAAAAUGCAUAAACUCCUUGAAAAACCAACGUUUGAAAAUUAUUCAAAAAAUAACGAAUAUUUGCAAUAAAUAAUUUUUCUCGUUCAGUCGUGAAAGGGUUAACAUUUCCCCGGGUGUUUGACUUACAAAAAAAAAAAAGAACUCCAUUGAUUAACGAAAAACUUCUGCAACAUUGAGGCUUACAGCAAAUCCUGACCCGGUGAAAGGCAAAAUAGAAGAAAGAAAAAUUCGCGAAAUUUUGCAACAAAAACGGGGAUCAGCAAGCAACCGGAUCGAAAAAAAAUGAGGCAAAUCGACGUUGAGAGCCCAAUAGUGCCGCCGCUAAUUGAUAUAAAGGAACGUCGUCAGGAUCCACUGAGGCGUAUCCAGGAGGAGAUAAACGAGGUGGUGCGACGCGAAAGGGAACUCCGCACAACGACAAAUCGCGGUCAAUCGCCCAAAACCAUCUCUGUGGCACUUACGGAUGAUUCGGGAAUUUCCACGACCUCGUCGAGCCCCGUGAACGGCGCCCCUGCUGAAGAGGAGGACAAGAGUCCCACACCCAAAUCAGCACAGCCGUACAAUCGCACCCCGACGGCAUUCACAUUCGUGCCCCGCAAUCAGACAGUGCCGGGUCCACGGGUCCCGGAGAUGCUCACGCGGACCAUGUCAACGCCACAGAUUUUCCAGCCGACGCCGAAUCAGCGGCGUGGCCUCAUGCAGCGUUUCAUUGCCUCACGCGGCCGAAUGGUUGCGAACAAUCAACCAUUCCAGAAUGAAAAGAAGAUUAUGAAUGGUGGUCCAAUCCUUCUGUCCCCAACGGCCAAGACAAGCCCACCGGUUAUUGAACGCGACCAAAAUGGGCGCCCUAUUCGACGUGGCUACGUUCCCGUUGAGGAGAAGAUCCAGAAGGAAUUGCGUGAAAUGAAGAAUCGUGAAGUGGAGCUAAAACAAAUCCGGAAGCAGUCUCACUUGCGUGCGUCAAAUCCCGACCUUCUUGACGAAGGCGACGAUUUUGACAUAGACGAUGAAUCAGACAGAGAGGAGGAAUCCGGUUCGUAUGGAAAGAUGAACGGAGCCAAAUCCAUCAGUGAACUAUGCGACAGCCUCACGAGUUCUAGUCUUUCACCAAGAAACACACCAAGCCCCAAAUUGCACGGGCAGACUCACACAAAGCUGCGUCCUGCCAUUUCUCUGGCACAGCUCUGCGAUGUAGAUCCAACGGAUGCCCCAUCAGCACCCUGUCUCAUCGCUCAAUGGGAGGACUUCAUAAUGAAGAAGCGCCGAAAGCAGGUCUACUAAAGACCCUUUUCCGUAGCAGGAUAAAAAAAAUUGUACCAACACGGAAGGAGAUUUAGCUUCCACAAAAACACUGUGAAUAUCCCCCAUUUGCAAUGCCCCAAGAAAUCCUAGCUAAUGCCCCACCCCUUGCCCCUCCAAAGUUAAUUUGAACAAUAUUAUGCAGAAAAGAUGGAGUUGGAGUUUGAAGGAUGAAUUGAAUUUUUAAAGGCAUUUCCCCUUUAUAUUUUUACUACUCCCACUGUCGUGAGAUAUUUGUUAGAAAGGAAUAGAGUUAGAAAAAAAAAUUGAAAAGAUUAUUUUGAAAAAUUGAAAUAUUAUGUUUAUAUCAACAUAGAAGGAUUAUGUAUUUUUGUAAAUAUGAUAAAUGAAUGAAUAAAAAAUGAUUUAUGUACUGAA
This is a messenger RNA of Lutzomyia longipalpis, 3673 nucleotides long. RefSeq lists its product as uncharacterized. The transcript has 5 exons. Lineage: Eukaryota; Metazoa; Arthropoda; Insecta; Diptera; Psychodidae. The coding region runs from base 2279 to 3277 and encodes 332 amino acids. The record is from RefSeq and is a predicted model, not a curated record.